UCAUGCUGUCUCUUCAAAAUAUAAAGUAGGAAUAAACCAAGUACAGCUAUUGCAACACAAUGGACUGGAUACAUUAUACUACAUAACAAUGAGAUGGAGAAUUACCUUGUGGAAUUAAAAAUGUGACAUAAACCUGGGAGUGUAUGCUUUUAAGUAUCAACUUCAAUGACUAAAUAGCAAUGCGCUAUGCCAAAGGCCUCUCUUGUACAAAGCAAUCUCUGUCCAUCGGAUCGUAAGACAAGAAUACCGUUCCUAGCUGAUUUACCACCAAGAAAAAAUACUACUAGUGGCGCAAAUGAUACACAAUCACAAGGUGGUGCUAGAGUUACUGGUAGGGCAAGCAAUAAGGAAGAUAACAGGUUACAGCGCUCGGAUUUAUCACAAAAACAUCAUCGAAAUGUAAAUGGGGUCAACUAUCAUCGAAAAAGUCACCAACGAUAUGAAGCAAGAAGUAGGAAGUCAUCUGAUUCAAAAGUAUCCAGUGACGUUUCACAAUCUAAAAAUUCCUACUUGUGGUCAAAGUUAAAUUUAUCAUCGCUGGACGAAAAUGAAGAAAAGUCUGAAGUGGUUUCAUCAAUGAGACAAACCAAUGUUUUACUUUCUCCGAGGGUUUAUGAUGCUGUUCCUGUUUCCUCUACAACGUCACAAAAACGGAUUUCACUCAAUGAACUCAGCGUUAGGAAAUCUCAUGUACAGCAGGUCACAGUGGGCCCUGUGGAAUCAGAUAGCGUUUCUGAUUUGCUGUUCUCGGCAGAAAAUUAUGACCCGAAUGUAACCAAUAAUAACAGAUCUAGAAAUAGUACUAAUGGAAUUGUGACAGACGAAAAUAUUUAUAGUGAAACUGAUGGCUACUUUCCGAAUAAUACAAGAACGAAAAGAAUUAUACAAAACUCCAAUAUCCAGUCCAGGACAGGCAGAAAUAAAGUUGAAACUCUGAGAAAAUCUUCUCUACCGAAGCAUAAAAAAACAAGCCCACGUUUAAGGAAUUCGAGUCCUCUAUCGUACCCUAGUGACAGCGAUUUAGGUACGAAACCGAGAACUGGUCAAAAAUUAUCGAACAGAAAAGAAAACGAGAAAUAUAAUGCUGGUUUUAAUCGCCAAUGUUUGCAAAUUUCUACUAAUGUGAAGAGAAAUGAGAAAGUUCCAAAACAGAAAAUUCCUCAUGGAUCUCAUUCACAAACAUUUUCUCCAAAAUCAAGGAAAUCUAAUAAGAGCACAGCUAUUCCUACUCUUCAUCAAACACCUAAGCGAAGCCUUGAAACAUUAACUAGUCCAGCCCAUCAAAGUUUUUCAAAUCAAAAUUUGAAAAAUUCACCAAUAUUAUCAGGUGAUAGCUUAUACAAUGAGACUCACAGAGGGGAAGAUUUUCAAACAACCACAAAUGGCGUUCAAAAAGAAAUAUUAGAAGCAGAUAUGGAGCAUUUGAUUAACCAACGAUUCUUAGCUGGACUAAGAGCAGGGGAGCGAUCAUUUUUAGGAGGUUUCCGAAAUUCUGUCGACUCUCAAUUCCUACCAAAUGAAAAUGGUUCACUUUUACUAUCUGGUUUAGAGGGAAAUGGUGAAUCAGCAUUUUCAGCAGGUGGAAUCAAAGAAAUUUCUGAUGAGUCAUUGCAUGUUUCAGAGCUUGAUUCAAUAGAAGAGUAUGCAUCAAGCGUACUUGACGAUCAUCAUGAUCACUUAUCCAUGGCAAAUCACCAUCCAGAGGUUGAAUUUCACAGAAAUUCAUCGAGACCAGGUGAUUUAAGUCAGCAUUUUGAAGGCAGUUUGCUGAGUUCAAGUAUAGAUGAUUACUUUUCUCCAGCAGGUAGCCGUAAUGUCUCCAACGAAAAUUUUGUCGAUGCUGAGAAAUAUCAUUCUAAAAACACUAUGCAUUUACACAGCCCUGUUUCUGCUCCAUUGAUUUUACAGGCUUCAAAUUCAACACUAUUUUCUCAAGAUAGAGAUAAUUUCCUAUCAUCUGAUGGAAUUCAUAACAAUUUAAGCCCAAGAAAGCAAGUCCAUUUCAAAGAUCCAAUUUCAAUUUCUACACAAAUCUCACCUCGGCCCAUCAUUAGCUUAGAAGACCUUGGUCUGGGAGAGAAUGCAAUUGACUAUGAUGACGCUGAAAAUACAGAGCUUAAAAUGAGUGAUCUUUCUGAAGAAGAAGUUUAUGAUGUUGAUGGUUCUCAUAUUUCUGCAGAUUCAUUUCCCUAUUCAUUGACCCAUGAUCAGAAUGCAAAUGCAGAUCUCAAAAUUAGCAGUGAUUUGAAAGAUCCUAAAUCUUUUAGUGAAAGGUCUUUGGAUUCAAUAAACCAUGACCAAAAUGCAAACUCAGAACUUGAAAUGAGCAGUAAAUUACGAAGUCAUCCAAUAAGGAAAUUCAAGUCUUGCAUGCAAACAUCUUCAAAUUUAUUGAACCAUGGCGAAAAUGAUAGUACAAGGCCUAAAAUUAGCAGUAAAUUACAAAGUCACCAAACAAGAAAUCUUCAGUCUUCAAGGCUAUCAUCUUCAUUGAACCGAAACCAUAAUGAAAUUACAGGGUCAGAAAUUACCAUUGAAAAACAAAGCCAUCUUUUAAGCAAUCUCAAGCCUUCCAGUCAAACUACUUUAGUUGCUUCAACCCCGAAAUCUUCCAGAAUUACUUCUCCCCAUCCAAGAAAAAACUUUCAAAACACAACAAAAACAUAUGCACAGCUUUCUUCGCAUUUACCAACUUCAAAUUUAACAAAAACUCAGGAAAUUCCUUGCAAAAAAUCUUCAACACAACCUCAGGCUUCGAUUAUACAGCAAGAGCAUCUACCUCAACUCGAAACCAGGAUUUUUGAAACAAAAUUCACUCCUCAAAAUUUCUCUGCCUUGAGGGAUCAAAGGUUAUGCAAAAUUGUAGAGAAAAGUCCACCAAAAGAGAGAAACAAUGUGAUUCUCAAAUCAAGGUAUUUCAGAAUCUGGAAAGAGAAUGUCCGGUUGUUGAAAGCAAUCAAGAGCAAAGAAAAUCUGAAGCUAUUGAAAGCAAUAAGUUUCCAAACUUUGACGACGGCCGCAAAACAUUUUAUUGCUUGGAGAAGCUUGAUCCUGAGACAUCGACUAGCAGCAGAUGAACUCAAGAGAUACCAACUCAUAAGGAAAGGAUUUUCAGCUCUGCAUUGGGCAGUUAGUUCAAGAAAAAUGAAAGACAACCAAGUUGUAUCAGCCGGUAGGAGACUGAAGUUUGCCAAAUGCUUCAUGAAAUGGAAGAAACGAUACAAAGUAAAAAGAUAUGAAAACAUCAAGUCAACAUUCACUCAUUGGAAAACCUGUUGUAAGAACAAGAUCAUUAUUGGUCUGUUUGAAAGCAGAAGAGAAAGGAUUGUAUCACUGCAAACGUUCUUCUUCUGGAGGGAAAGAUUUCACAGUUCAAGUCAUUUACGUAUUGCAUCAGAGCAUUAUGAUUUUGUAAUGGUUCGCAGGUCUUGGCAACUAUGGAGAAUCUUUACAGCGGAACGAGUUGUCUUGAGAUCUCAACUAGAAGUUGCUGAUAUCAAGCAUGAAAGUUCAGUUUUAUCUCGUACUCUGCUAAGAUGGAAAAAUACUACAAUAAAGACGCAAUAUGCUCGGAUGUACAAUAGGAAAAAGGUGCUAUCAUCCUCACUGAAGCAAUGGAAACAUUCAACUUCUUUAUCGAGGAUUCAACAUCGAAAGGAAAUUGCUUCAGCUCGAGAAAUCAGGAGAAAAUGCUUGUUGAGAUUCCAGUUUAAAUCAUGGGUUACAGAACUCAACGUUAAAAGGAUGAAAGAAAAUAUUAAUAUGAAGAAUAUAAGGCAUUGUAUCCUUAUCUGGAAAGGCAGAAUUCAGAAACAUCGAAUUUUUUGUGCAGAGAUAGCGUCCCAAUAUAACUAUGCAAUACUGAGAAAAGCAUUCUGUAGUAUAAAAGGAUAUACUGAAAAUUGCAAGGAAAAAAGGUGUCAAGCGAUCCAAAGACUAGAGCAAUUCUCCUUGCGAAAAUCACUCCUAUCCUGGCACCAAUUUACUAUGAGAAAAGUAAAACUCAGAAACAUGCAGAAAACUUUCCAAGUUAGAAAUAGGAAGAAAUGCAUGGAAUCUCUAUCUCACAUCUGGAGAACGAAGUUUAAUAUCAUACAGGCAGCGCAAGAACAAUACCGACAGUGGACGAUACAUUGUGUACAAACCGCGGCUUAUAAAUGGUUGCAUUUAUUGAGAUUGAAACAAAUGGACAGGAAAUGUGAUAUGCAGAUUGUGAGAUUCAGAAAAAGGAGAUUAAGAAAUCGAUUUGAAUCUUGGAAACGGAAACUUCACAAAGAGAGGAAAUCAGAGCAGCGAGCUGCUGAUGGCCGAGUUGUUUUGCUGCGACACAAAAUGAGAAGAAUUUUGAGAAAUUGGAAUCUGAGAGCGCAGGAAUCAGUGAACAUAAAACCUUUGAUUGAAAGAAUGAAUAGAAAGAGAAUUGCAAGAUAUUUUGAUGCCUGGGCAUUAUUACGAAAUCGCCAAGUCAUGAAAGAAAAUAUGAAUCAGCUAAUUCAAACCCACAGUUUGCAAGAAAGUUUCCAGAUAUGGAAAAAUAAAUUGAAUGACAGAAAUAACAUUGAAAAAGCUGAAGAAAUGCACGAAAAAAUAAUGAAAAGAAGAGCAUUGAAGGGAUGGAAAAAAUUCUUGUUUCGUUGCCAUGGAUAUGCUGUAGUCUCAAAUCAGCAUCAUCGGAUGCUAUUACUACGACUCUUCUACACAUGGGCUACAAAGACUACGUUCAAACAGAUUGAAGAGUCGAGAAAACUUCAUGAGCAUUUCUUAAGACAAGUGAAUGCCCAUGAAAUACUUGCCAGAUGGAAUUCAGCAACAAAACAAAGGAAGAUAAAUGAGGAAGACAAUAUUCAAGGGUUCAGAGAAAAGCAUGACCUUUCGACCAAGAGUUCAAAGUUCAAGUACUGGUCUGCUGCAGCUCUCAAGCAACAAAGAGCAAAGAAAUUUGCUUCCAUGAAUACAAAGAAAAAAAUUAAGGAACUCUUUAUUGCUUGGAACACAUUAACCAGUGAAAACUUUCAGAAAAAAUUUGAAAAGUUUUCAUCGUCACUUAAAAUGUUGAGACGAGAAAUCCCUCAAGCUUAUCCAAUUUUAAAAGCCGUUCAAGUGGAACAUGAUGUCACAGGAAAUGAUGUCAUCACUCAGACAAGUUUUAAUGGUGACGUAACAAUGACAAAUGAUGAAACUAAUCACAAUGACACAGAAAUUAAAUCAAGCUCUUCUGAAACUGGCUUCUCUGAGACUAGCACAAAAAUCACUCAACUGGAACACGAUCCAGACUUCCUAGAGACUAGAGAAGACAAUCGCACUUCUGAAUCAACAAAUUUAAAACGAAUCAAUUCUGAUUUGGACACUCACUCAAUAUUCUCAUCUUGCUCAAUAGGAACUCAAAACUCAGAGAACAGCAUUCUACAAAAUGGGUGUGCUGAUUCAGGGAUACUGCUUCGAGACUACAUUUCCACGGCAACCUCAGAACAAGAUGAAAUCAGUUCCGUGAAUAGUGUAAAAGUUAAUGGAUUUCAACAAACUGGUCCAGGAUUGAACUAUAGCACUAUACAGAAUAAUUUAGUAUUGGAAGAAACGGAACCUAUCACUCUACAAGAUUUAGAAUCAGACCACAAUUCUGGGUCUUUAUCUGAAACGAAAGACGUUUCUUUGCCUAGUCAAAAACACCAUCAAAAUGGAACGGAUAUCCAAACUGAAUGUACACACGAUACACAUGGAGAUUCUAAAAAUGACCUGAAAAGUAAACUCGAACAUCAGCACUUGGAGUUAAUAGAUGCUCAAACCCAAUUUACAAACGAUCGGCAGAAGAAUUUUGAAAAAGGUCAUCAGCCUUCAGAUCUUACAUUUGUGAAGACAGUAAAUGCAGAGAAAAAGUCACCAAAUACUGAAGUUGAAACUUGUAAAUCACCUAUAUUGCAUCACAACGUUAAUUAUACAACACAACAACAAAGUACACAAACAAAAACAACACUGCCAGCAUGUGGUGACCCCUACUUGCAACCUGUAUUGAGUGAAUUCUCACAUAUGUCAUUUCUACCUAUUCUCAAUUCCCACCAAAGAACCCACGUUCCACAGAACCAAAAAGAUGAGAUUGGAAAUUACGUCAAUGUUCAAACUCUUCAAGGACAAGCAAAUACAUCCAAAAGUUGCCAAAACGGUCAAAAUAACCCAAAAUUUCACGAAAAAUCAACUGAAAUUUAUGGAAAUGAUGAAUUCUCAAACAGAGCCACAAUAACAACAAAUAUAGAAGCAGGGAAUGGCGAAUGCCAGCAAGGUAUUCCCAGAAAACGAUCAAAAAUACCUGUAUCCCUAUCAAAAAUUACCCCAAAGAAUAAUUCCACUCCAAAGCAUUCAAGAAAUUACUCAAAAACAGCCAAUUCAGAAGACUCUCCUCCAAGCUCACAAUCUGAGACCCCAAAAUAUAGAAUAUCUUCAGAAAGAAGCUAUUUUUGUGUUCCGGAUUGCGCAACACUCCCGAAAAAUGUCUUAGAACAUGAAGAUAACAUUGAAACAGCUAAAGUUGUCACUCCUCGGAAACUUUGUGACAAAAGCACAGACUCUAAUAUGCAUCCUAAAAAUUCUAAAACUCGAAACGACAAGUUCAAUUUCCCAAACCCCGAAAACGAUCAAAUUUCGCCCAUAUUAUCGUCAACUAUGAUGGACCGCUCUAUCAAUACAGAAAAUUUUGGAGUUGAAAGUUCAAUUUCUAGUAAUGAAGAUGACACUUCUAUCUCUAUUAUGACAUCAUCAUUGUCAAGUAGUGAUGCUAUAAUAGAUGAGAUUUAUGAUGUCAUAGAACCAGCAACUAGAGAGAUUUUAAAGAGGAAACCGAAGCCGGUUUUACCUAUUCACCCUUGUUUGAGAGACUCGUCUAUCCCAACAAUAGAAUGGUUAGUUCGUCUUGCAGUGAUUCGCAUGCGAUAUCGCCCUCUAGCGUUUGCUUUUCACCAAUGGAAACUGCUGAUUCAUACUAAGAAAUGGGAACAAGAAAUGCUGGCUCAUAUGAAGGAGCGCACCAGAUUUUUAAAUAUUAAACAGUAUUUGAGGCAAUGGAAAACCAACUAUAAAAAGGCUACAUCAUCCAGGAAUCAUUAUAAACAAAAUCUAGAACAACGUUGCUUUCAUGAAUGGCUACAAUGGACAACGACUAAGAGAGCAAGACAAAGAAUGAAGACAGAAGCAGACCGCAUCUAUUCUUCCAAAUUAUUGAGAUCUGCAAUGAACACAUGGAAUGGGAAAUGGCAACAUAGGUUGGCAUUGCUUGAAAUUCUCAAAUAUUGGCAAACCAGAACAAAACAACACAAUUCACCUCGGAUGAAAGAUGAAAGAACUCAACAUAGAUUGAACUCUGAGUUAUUGUCUAAUUGUUUUGAAAGAUGGAGACUGAAAUACAGGCAAAUUGCUUUGUCCGAUCAACACAGAAGAAAGACUUUAUUAGGAGGGAUUUUAACUGCAUGGAGCAGCUGGGCAUCUGAGAGAGCUGAAGUUUCUAUGAGAAUAUCUGAUAUGAGGGCUUACCAUCUGAAAAGAAGAAUUUUCAUUGCAUGGAAAAAACACACCUCCUUAAUGAAACAAGUGGAAUUGAUUCGAAAGCGAUCUCUUCGGAACUGGAUUUCAUCAUUAUUGGAUAGAUGGCACCAAUAUGCUACAGCAAAGCAUCACCACGAUUCUGCACUUGAUAAAAUUUCAAGUCUGAGCCAGUCAAGUGCGGUCCAAACCUGUUUAGACCGGUGGAGACUGGAAUUUACUAAAAGAAAACUAGCUGAUACGAUGAACAGGAGAUCUUUGAUGAAAAAAGCCAUCCAUGAGUGGAAUGAUGUCACAAUAGCAUGGGCAGCUGAUAGACAAAGAAUUGAAACCAUGAGAAGAACUGUUGCAACUAAUCAGAAACGAACUGCAUUGACAAACUGGAGGAAUGAGUUGGCAUUGAAAGCAAAAGUAGAAUCUGCAAGAGAACAAAGAUAUUCAAACCUACUGUGGAGAUCAUGGUGUCUAUGGAGAGAAAGAGUAGCUUUGAAAAGAGCAUCUCAUGCGUACAUGUUGUUUUUAAAAAGAAGAACAUUCAAUUCUUGGAAGAAGUUCCUGCAACAGAAGAGAAAUUCCGAUGAAAAAGCAAGGACUGUUUUAUUGAAAUGGCACGAAAUGAUUGUGCGGAGUCAGAAUCUGUCAUGCAUGGCUGAUCAGUUUCAAAUGAAAUCCUGUAAUUUCACGAUUGAAUUCACAUUCAAUACAUGGUUGAUCGCACACAGCCAGAAUAAGAUUGCCAAGCUGCACUACAAGAACAAGAUCUUGAGGAAGAGUUUUGCUGCAAUUCUUUCUCGAACAAAACGUAAACAAUCACUCAAGAGAAUGCAGAUGAAUUUUGUGAGGCAGAGAACAAAAGAACUAUUUGCUUUUUCAUGGCACAAAUGGAAGUACCGGCUUCAGUUAAGGCUACAGAAUUCAAGUGCUAUUGAUAACCAUAAGAGGGCAGUAUCACAUCGGUUAUUAGUAAGAUACUGGACUGCUUGGAAAGCGAGAAAAAGGGAAAGAGAUGCUAUAGCGUUGUACCAGCAGUCUUCUUUAAGAAAAUGUUUCACGAAGUGGGAAUUUGAACACACGAAAAUGAAAAGAGCAGAUCGGCUUGUCAAGCAACAUCAAGACAGAAAAUUAAGUCUGAUUCUCACAACAUGGUGGACUUGUAGUUCAACACUUAGGAAUGAGAGAAGAGUUGUUUCUGAUUUGGAGGAAUCAAGAAAUAAAAUUAUGACAAUAACGACGUUUAUGGUCUGGCUGAAAAGUUAUAAAAACAACAAAAUCGCUUGUAAAUUUGCGGAAAAUAAAAUGAAAAAGAAGGCGUUCAACAGUCUUAAGAUAUGGAAAACAGAAAGCAUCAGACUGAAGAAAUGUUAUAGCCAAGCAGUUCAGAUAGUGGAGACAUUGAUGUUGAAGUUUUACUUCACUCAAUGGAAAUCCAUGUUCCGCAAAGUCAGAAUGCUCGAAGUUACUUGUGACCGCAUGAUGGAGGUAAAGAGCAACAAAAUGUUGAAAUCAUCUUGGAAGAAAUGGUUCAAAGCUAAAGAAAAUAGAGAUUUACAAAGAAGGCAUGAACGAGAUUUAGCUUUCGAUGUGAUUACAAAAUGGAGAAGAUAUGCAGCAGACCGUGUAGAGAAACAACGAAUCAGAGAAGAGAGAAACGUCAUGGUUGGAAGAUUCGAACAAAAGUGGAUUUGGAAUCGGUCCUUUUCCAAAUGGAAAGGAAAAUAUCAGGUGAACCAAUUUUCAAGGAAGAAACGACAAAAACUCUUGGAAAGAUGUUGGUAUCUCUGGUCAAGUAAAACAGCAAUGAUCAUCUGUGCUGUGGAAAUGGACUAUCACUGGACAUUGAGAAAGUACUGGCAUUGGUGGAGACUUGAACAUGUGACUAAAAAAUCAACCAAUGAGGCGGCAGAACAAAUGAACCAUGACAUGAAGAAGACAAUAUUUAAACUGUGGAGAGCCUACACUUACAAGAAACUGACAGGUCAUCGUUACUGUUCUGCUGAAUCAUUGAAACCUGAGGCAUUGACGCCCAGGAAACGAAGUAGGAUCCCGGUAUUAAAGAAAUAAGGAAUUUACAACAGUAAAACUAU
This is a messenger RNA of Styela clava, 9611 nucleotides long. The record is from RefSeq and is a predicted model, not a curated record. NCBI's taxonomy places the organism in Eukaryota, Metazoa, Chordata, Ascidiacea, Stolidobranchia, Styelidae.